Molecule: messenger RNA, 310 nt
Organism: Mirounga angustirostris (Northern elephant seal)
Lineage: Eukaryota; Metazoa; Chordata; Mammalia; Carnivora; Phocidae
Gene: DEFB124
Product: defensin beta 124
Exons: 2
Coding region: 15-281 (88 amino acids)
Biological process (GO): positive regulation of monocyte chemotaxis; cellular response to peptidoglycan; positive regulation of chemokine (C-C motif) ligand 5 production
Cellular component (GO): extracellular region
Source: RefSeq, a predicted model, not a curated record
CAGCAGAGCUCAGUAUGCCCGGCUCCUCUGGUGUUCUCCCCAGUGACCUCCCCAGAAGCCCUGUGGCCAUGACACAGCUGCUUCUGCUCAUUGUGGCUCUCCUGGCCCUGGGUCAUAUGCCUCCAGGGAGAAGUGAAUUUAAGCGGUGCUGGAAGGGCCAGGGGGCCUGCCGGACUUACUGUACAAGGCAAGAAACCUACAUGCACAUGUGCCCAGACGCCUCUCUGUGCUGCCUCGCCUAUGGAACCAGGCCUCUGGCCUCCAAGCCUGCAUAUGUGUAGCUGGUUCUGGGGCUUGUACCCUUGCUCUC